CUGGGGAAGGCAGGGAGUGGCGGAGGCGGCCCUUCUCUCUCUGCGUCGCGGCCCUCCCAGUUCCUCCUCUCUCGCUGGGUAGCUUUGCGGAGAGGAGGAGGAGGAGGAGGGUGAGCUGUGGGAGGGUCCCCAUUGAAAUAAACAAGCAGCCAGUGAUUAAAACGGGAACAUGGCGGCCGCGGAGGACUCAGCAUUUCGAGCUUCCUCUUACAAAGCGAAGGUCAGUGUUGGCAGCAGCCUGGGCGACAAGAGCAGGAGACAUUACUGACCUCGCAGGCUUGAGAUGUAUCUGAAUAUUGAAACUUUCAAAUACACAAACUGUAGCAUUGAUUGACUGCCUCAUUGGUAGGGGGACAUGCAAGGGUGAUCGUGCUCACACAGCUCCAUUGCCAUGUGUGUUGCGCUCCACAGCUCGAAGGGUUGCUGAUAUGUGUUUAAGAUGAGUGGGAUUGGUGAAAAUUCCUCUGACCCAGCCCGGGCAGAGUCAAGGAAACGUAAGGAAUGUCCUGAUCAACUUGGACCCAGUCCUAAAAGAAGCACUGAAAAACGUAAUCGUGAGCAAGAGAAUAAAUACAUAGAAGAGCUUGCAGAGCUGAUCUUUGCUAAUUUUAAUGAUAUUGACAACUUUAACUUCAAACCUGACAAAUGUGCAAUCUUGAAAGAAACUGUGAAGCAGAUUCGUCAAAUCAAAGAACAAGAAAAAGCAGCGGCAGCCAAUGAAGAUGAAGUGCAGAAAGCUGAUGUAUCAUCUACAGGUCAGAGUGUCAUUGACAAGGAUGCCCUUGGACCAAUGAUGCUUGAGGCCCUCGAUGGGUUCUUCUUCGUUGUGAACCUGGAAGGUAAUGUGGUGUUUGUGUCAGAGAAUGUGACACAGUACUUAAGGUACAACCAAGAAGAGCUGAUGAACACAAGUGUGUACAGCAUCCUACAUGUAGGGGACCACAAUGAAUUUGUCAGAAAUCUGCUGCCAAAAUCUCUAGUGAAUGGGGGACCUUGGUCUGGUGAAGCUCCUAGGCGCAACAGCCAUACCUUUAACUGUCGGAUGUUGGUAAAACCUUUAACUGAUUCUGAAGAAGAAGGCCAUGAUAACCAGGAAGCACAUCAGAAAUAUGAAACUAUGCAGUGCUUUGCUGUUUCUCAACCAAAGUCCAUCAAAGAAGAUGGUGACGAUCUACAGUCUUGUUUGAUUUGUGUGGCAAGAAGAGUUCCAAUGAAGGAAAGGCCACUUCUGCCCUCAUCAGAGACAUUUAGCACUCGUCAAGAUCUUCAAGGCAAGAUAACUUCACUGGACACUAGUACCAUGCGAGCAGCUAUGAAACCUGGCUGGGAAGACGUGGUGAGAAGAUGCAUCCAGAGAUUCUAUGCACAGCAUGAGGGAGAUAUGUCUUUUGCUAAGAGGCAUCAUCAGGAGGUGCUGAGGCAGGGACUAGCAUUCAGUCCUGUCUAUCGAUUUUCCUUGUCUGAUGGCACGAUAGUUGCUGCCCAAACGAAGAGCAAGCUUAUCCGUUCUCAGACUACUAGUGAACCUCAGCUUGUAAUAUCCUUGCAUAUGCUUCACAGGGAACAGAAUGUUUGUGGAAUGAACCAGGAUUUAACUGGACAAGCAAUGGGAAAGCCAUUGAACCCAAUUAGCUCUAGCAGUCCUGCCCAUCAGGCCAUGUGCAGCGGAAAUCCAGGUCAGGAUAUGACUAUCAGUAGCAAUAUGAAUUUUGCCAUAAAUGGCCCGAAGGAACAAAUGGGCAUCCCAGCGAGUAGGUUUGGUGGUUCUGGCGGGAUGAACCAUGUGUCAAGUAUACAAGCAUCCACUCCUCAGGGUAGUAACUAUGCACUAAAAAUGAAUAGUCCCUCUCAAAACAGCCCUGUCAUGACACCAGGUCAGCCAAACUCUAUGCUAUCCCCAAGACAUCGUAUGAGUCCUGGAGUGGCAGGCAGUCCUCGGAUACCACCCAGUCAGUUUUCCCCUGCAGGAAGCUUGCAUUCACCUGUUGGAGUUUGCAGCAGCACAGGAAAUAGCCAUAGUUAUACCAACAGUUCCCUCAAUGCACUUCAGGCUCUCAGCGAGGGGCAUGGAGUCUCUUUAGGGUCAACCCUGGCUUCACCUGAUGUAAAAAUGGGUAAUUUGCAAAAUUCACCUGUAAGUAUGAAUCCUCCCCAGCUAAGCAAAAUGGGAAGCCUGGACUCUAAAGAUGGCUUUGGACUUCAUGGGGAGCAAUCGGAAGGUACAACUGGACAAACAGAGAAUGUCUGCCAUUCAGGAGAACAGAAAGAAAGCAAUGAUAGCAUGCCCCAGGUUGUUGGUAGUGAGAGACCUGAUGGACAGAGCAGACUUCAUGAUGGCAAAAGCCAGACAAAACUCUUACAGCUGCUGACCACCAAAUCUGAUCAGAUGGAACCUUCACCUUUGUCUAAUGCUAUGGGAGAUGCUAACAAGGACUCCAUGGGAGGUUUAUCUGGUUCUGGUUCAGCGCAUGGAACCUCGCUCAAGGAGAAGCAUAAAAUUUUGCACAAGCUCUUGCAGGACAGUAGUUCUCCUGUAGACUUGGCCAAGCUCACAGCGGAGGCCACAGGCAAGGAGCUGAGCCAGGAGACCAGUAGCACAGCUCCUGGUUCAGAGGUGACUGUUAAACAGGAACCAGUGAGUCCCAAGAAGAAAGAAAAUGCACUACUUCGCUACUUGCUAGAUAAAGAUGAUACUAAAGAUAUUGGUUUACCAGACAUUACCCCCAAACUGGAGCGGUCGGACAAUAAGGCAGACCCUUCCGGUAGCACAAAGCCGGCAGCUAUGAAGACAGAAAAAGAAGAGAUGCGCUUUGAGCCGAAUGAACAGCCUGGCAGCGAGCUAGAUAAUUUGGAAGAAAUUCUAGAUGAUCUACAGAAUAGCCAGUUGUCGCAGCUUUUCCCAGAUACACGACCAGGUGCUUCAGCAGGAUCGGUUGACAAACAAGCCAUCAUCAAUGACCUCAUGCAGAUCACAGGCGAAAAUAGUCCUGGCACACCUGUUGGAGCCCAGAAACCCCAAAUGAGGAUCUCUCAAAGCACUUUUACUAAUGCAAGGCAAGCGCAGUUGGGAAGGAUGGUACCAAACCAGAAUUUACAACUUGACAUCACAUUGCAAAACCCACCAGGUGCUGGAGGUUUCCCACCCAUAAGAAACAACAGUCCAUAUUCAGUGAUACCUCAGCCCGGAAUGAUGGGCAGUCAAGGAAUGAUGGGAAAUCAAGGAAAUCUAGGGAAUAGUAGCCCAGUAGGAAUUAUUGGUAGUAAUGCUCCUCGGCCUACCAUGCCCUCAGCAGAUUGGGGAACACAAGGUGCUGCCGUGAGGGUGACAUGUGCUGCAACAAGUGCCAUGAAUAGGCCAAUCCAAGGAGGCAUGAUCCGUAACCCAACAUCUAGCCUUCCUAUGAGGCCUAAUAGUCAACCUGGUCCAAGGCAGAUGCUUCAAUCUCAAGUCAUGAAUAUGGGGGCUUCUGAACUGGAGAUGAAUAUGGGAGGUCCCCAGUAUACUCAGCAGCAAGCUCCUCCAAAUCAGACAGCUCCAUGGCCAGACAGUAUCUUGCCCAUAGAUCAGACAUCUUUUGGUAAUCAGAACCGGCAACCAUUUGGGAGUUCUCCAGAUGACUUGCUGUGUCAGCAUCCUGCAUCAGAAUCUCCAAGUGAUGAAGGGGCUCUCCUCGACCAGCUUUAUAUGGCACUAAGAAAUUUUGACGGUCUAGAAGAAAUUGACAGAGCUCUUGGGAUACCAGAACUAGUCAGCCAGCAGAGCCAAGCUGUAGACCCAGAGCCAUUCUCAAGUCAGGAAUCAAACAUCAUCCUUGAACAGAAGGCACCCAUUUUCACACAGCAGUAUCCAUCUCAAGCUCAAAUGGCCCAAGGCAACUACACACCAAUGCAGGACCCAAACUUUCACCCAAUGGCACAGCGACCAGGUUAUGCAGCACUGCGAAUGCAGCCUAGGCCUGGUCUGCGUCCUGCUGGCAUAGUGCAAAACCAGCCAAAUCAGCUGAGGCUACAACUGCAGCAUAGACUUCAAGCACAGCAGAAUCGCCAGCCACUGAUAAGUCAGAUCAGCAAUGUUUCCAAUAUGAAUCUGUCUCUGAGACCUGGAGUACCUACACAGGUGAGGGAACAGGGACCCAUCAAUUCACAGAUGCUGGCUCAGAGGCAGAGGGAGAUACUGAGCCAGCACCUGAGGCAUAGACAGAUGCAACAGCAAGUGCAACAGCGAACACUGAUGAUGCGAGGACAGAACAUGAAUAUGACACCAAGUAUGGUGGCCUCUGGUGGCAUACCAGCAACAAUGAGCAACCCACGGAUACCCCAGGCUAAUGCCCAGCAAUUUCCAUUUCCUCCAAACUAUGGAAUAAAUCAGCAGCCUGAUCAAGGCUUCACUGGAGCUACCACUCCCCAAAGCCCACUGAUGUCCCCAAGAAUGGCUCAUACCCAGAGUCCCUUGAUACAGCAGUCUCAGGCCAAUCCUGCCUACCAGUCCUCUACAGAGAUGAAUGGAUGGGCACAAGGGAAUAUAGGUGGAAACAGCAUGUUUUCACAACAAUCUCCACCACACUUCGGACAGCAAGCAAACACCAGCAUGUACAAUAACAACAUGAACAUCAAUGUAUCCAUGGUGACCAACACAAGCGGUAUGAACAAUAUGAACCAGAUGACAGGGCAGAUCAGCAUGACCUCAGCAACCUCUGUGCCUACAUCAGGGUUGUCCUCCAUGGGUCCUGAGCAGGUUAAUGAUCCUGCUAUGAGAGGAGGCAAUCUUUUUCCAAACCAGCUACCUGGAAUGGAUAUGAUAAAGCAGGAGGGAGAUGCAUCACGGAAAUAUUGCUGACCCUGAAGAUUGCUCAUUUCUUAAACUGGCUUGGGUUCCCCAGCCCAAACCUCUUGCCAGUUUGAAGAGCUGCAUACGUUUGGUUUUGCCCCAACUGUUCUGCCAGUCAGUUCUGCUGGAGAAAGUAGAGUUUAGUGCUGCAAACAGAACAACACCACUCUGAGUUGAAUCAAAACCAUUGUUGGUGGAAGAGCAGUCUCUUCUUUGACAGUCUGAAGCUAGCGUACAGACAGUUGCUCAGUCUGUUCACUGCAUUCACCUUAGUGCAACUUAGAUCUCUCCUGCAAAGUAAAUGUUGAUAGCCAGUUUUCAUAAACCGUGUCAGAUUGAAUGUAUUUAAAUGUAUGUAUUUAAGGAAAACCAACCAUGCUCUCAUUCUGUUCUGUUUUUAGUUUUAGAUCUUGAUCUCUUUCUUUGUUUUCCUUAGCUACACAGUCUAGUGCAAAGGAUUCAGUUCCAUCUGGAAAUCAGUGGUUUAAUAUUAUUACCUCCACUUCAGGAGGUAGGGAGUUAACUGGAUGAUGACUUCCAGAGCGCUAAAUGACAAAAUGUGGACAACAGACAUCUAAUUGUUUUGGGGAAAAGAUAUCUAGUGACUCAACAUCCCAUGCUAGAAAACAAAACCAGUCAGCUUUGAAUAGGUUUACAUUUGUAAACAGGUUAAAAUAUCCUGUAAGAGGGCUGUUUAUAAAGUUUUUUGGUUACUUUGAAUUAAAUCAUGAGUCAAACACAUAAUUUAAGUUCCCGUUCAAUUGAUUUCAGCAUUCUAAAAAUCAACUGAAGCUAGCUUCCCUUUUCCCCUGCCUUCACUCGCCCUUUCUCUGUUUCUUUUCUUAUAAGAUAGAGAAAUGAUUAAACCUCCUCAUAUCCCUAGGCUUGUUACCUGAGUUCUAGGUUGCAGGUAACUAGUUGCUGAAUAAUGCCUUUAAAUAAGGGUGCAUCUUUUGGUGAUGGAAGUGGCAGGAUUGAGGCAUAAUCUUAGAGCUAAAGGCAUCUGAUUUAAAUGAUAAAACUUUGAUUUUUCCCAUCUCCACAACUGGGAAAAAUAAUUACUUAAGCUAUGGCAGAUAUCACUACGGAGUUAACCAUCAUGUGUUCUAAUUAUUUUGAAGCAGCGUGGACUAUGAGGACAUUUUGUAAGGUACAUUAAACCAGUUUCUAUGUAAACAAGCAAUAAUUUAAGUUGAAGACUUUAGUGUUUUAAUUGUAUAAUUUUGUGAGGUAUACAUGUUGUGGAGUUGAUUUCCAAAUGAGGUACUUCAGUAUUAAAUUAGAUAUCUUCAUAGCUGUGUGUGUCUCCUGGGGGAAAAAGUGUUUUGUAAAGGAUCACAAUGCCUUGAUUAGACCUAAUUUGUAGGCUUGAAACUCUUCAUUUUUUAAACCUUGCGAUUCUGCUCAUAAAGUCAUUUAUCUAACCUUAUAUUAUAUGCAGCCAUUGUAGGAGCCAAUUCUUGACUUUUUUGUAUGUUUAUAUUCUUUCUUAAUAAAUCUUAGAAAACUGUUGUUCGGCAGCCCACUGUUGCCUGCUGCGGUUUGAAUAAUAUUUUAUUAUAAGCUGGCAUCAGUUUCUGAGGACUUAAAAUAUCAGGAAACUGAUUCUUUUUGACCUCCUGUUUCUCUGUUCCCCACAAUCCACACACUUUAAUAACUGAACUCAAAUUUUGGAUGUUACUUAAAAUGCAAUGCAUUUUAUAUUAUCUUAAUCAUAAUUCAUGUCUUUGGGAGUAGAAGGUUUGUUACCUUGAAAUCUUGUUUGCUUGUGAUGAGCAUUAAAAUAUACAAAGAAUCUGACUUUGAUAGAGUGCUGAAAAAAUGUUAAGGAAUAUAUAGAAAUCAUUUCAACCCAUUUGUUUCCUGUUGAGUAAUUCUCCUAAUACACAGGGAGAAACCGUACUUCUGAGCAGUCACCACUUUGUCAGGUGAACUCAAAAAAUAGCUAUUCAGACAACUGAGCCAUCUGGUGGAAAUCUAUAAUAUAUCUCAGCCCUGAACUCCAUAAUGUUAAGAAAAUGUAUGAAUUAAUCUAAAGCUAGAGAAAUUAAAACUUUUUACUUCAGAUGAAUUAGUUUACCUUUAAAACACUUUAUUAUUUCUCAAACAUUUUUCAAUUGAAAAAGUAGUCAAAUAAGUCAUCUUUAAAUUGGACCCAGUUCAAGGUUAAAUCUUUUGCCCAUACUUUUAUUACAGCCAUUCCUUCUUAAAUUCAUCACAAAAAUAUUGGGUUCAUUGAAUUAAAAACAAUGAGUUUAGGCAUUUUCUGGUUACAUUAAUCUUGCUAGAGACAAAGGGAAAGAUGCCAAAUUUCUUUUUUAUAAUCAGUAUUUCUUAUUCAGAACACAAUAAAGUUGCUGGAGAUAGCAACUGGGUUUUAUGUUGGAACAUGAUCAGUGUUCUCUCAUAGCGAGUAUGAAGGACUUCAUAUGUCUUAAGUAAAAAGUGCACAUAUAAAUUAACUACACAUGGCAAAGCUCCAUUCAACUAAUUUAGGUAACGUUAUAACAUUAAAUAAUAAAGUGAAUCUUUUUCAACAUCUAACUAGUUAGUCAUAAGUUUUUUAAAAAUGCCCCCCAUCUGUUGGUCUUUAUUAACUGAAAUCAGUGUUUUUGCCAUUUAUACAAUGCAUUUUAAUCUGUAUUUUUAAAAAAUGGAGUUCAUAUGGGCUUAACACAUGAAAAAGGUGGUUCAGCUCUACUUGCAAAACCCAAAGAUACACAAUCAGUUUUGAAAUGCAACUUAAGCCAUUAAUUGUUGGUGUGACUUUAAAGUUUUCUAGUAUUUGUAUGGUAGUAUUGCUGCCUAAGAGCAAAAGCAUUCUCUGCACAAAAGAAAAUUACUGUAGUGGCUUUGGUUUUUAAUUAGAAUUUUCUCCCUGGUGUUUCUUUGUAGACUAAAACAAAAUCUUUUCAGUUUCUUACUACAGGUAAAGCUAUGUGCAAGAACCUCAAAAUGCUAAAAUCUAGCAUAAUGCCUUAGAUCUGUUUUUAAGUCUUGUAUAUUCCUACAUAGCUGUCUGAUGUAUUAUAUUUGUAUAGUGAAUUGUGUACAAUUUUGAAAUAAGCGUAUCAUCACUUAGCUUUCAGUCAUUGAAUAGAGAUGGACACAUUUCUUCAAACAUUGACUUACUUUUUUCCUUUUGUCAUUUGUGGGUUUUAUUUGUACAGUUCCUCAUGAAGUUGCAUCUGAGAUGUGUAUGAGUGUGUGUAUAUGAAAAGAUUAUACAAGGGUAAAACUAAGCAAUAUAUAAACUAUGGUUCUUCAGGAGAAAGCUUACAGUGUUUUCAGGUUGUGAUUUAUUUUCAAGACUGAAUUGACUCUGAACAUCACUUUGUUCACCCGCAUUGAUGUUUGUAUUUCUAGUGUGAGCAGUUUAUGCAAAGGUAGAUAUAUUCAGAGAAAUUUUAAAUACAUUUAUGCAAGUUAAUAUUGCUUUGCUGAUGCUAUUUGCUUAUUUGAUGUUAAAUAAUGCUAUUGUAAAUAAAGAAUUCUGUUAUUGCAUCAUUUAAUAAAUUUUAAUGCCUUCGGGUUUUACAUGGCUUUAGACAUAGCAACAUUUCUUCUGUUGUGCCAUUUGUUGUAUGUAAAAAGCUAUGCCAGAAGGAUCAGAGCAUCUUACCUGGUAAUGGCUAGGAUGGAGCUGAGUUGAAUUAA
This is a messenger RNA of Rhineura floridana, 8485 nucleotides long. It is a transcript of the gene NCOA2, whose product is annotated as nuclear receptor coactivator 2. Gene Ontology annotation, cellular component: nucleus. Lineage: Eukaryota; Metazoa; Chordata; Lepidosauria; Squamata; Rhineuridae. The record is from RefSeq and is a predicted model, not a curated record. Gene Ontology annotation, molecular function: protein dimerization activity; nuclear receptor binding. The transcript has 24 exons. The coding region runs from base 440 to 4837 and encodes 1465 amino acids. Gene Ontology annotation, biological process: positive regulation of transcription by RNA polymerase II; cellular response to hormone stimulus.